AGCCAGACGCAGCAGGCUCGGGCGAGGCGCCGGGCGCGCAGGCGCGCCGCGCCAUGGCGGGCGGGCGCUGGGUGCCCAUGCCCGACCCGGUGGGGGCGGGGCAGUGGGCACACUCGGCGUGCACGAGGCAGAAGCUCGCGGCCGCCCUGGCCGACGGCGCCGUCAGGGCCAUCGAGGCGGACAUCCUGAUGGGCACGGUGGCGGGCGCCGAGGACGCCGAGGAGCGGCCCAUCAUGGCCCACCCCCCGCUGCGCACCUCGGACCUGCCGUUCGAGGACUUCCUCCAAGAGUGCUUGGCCGACGGCGGGCGCCGCCACCUGAAGCUGGACUUCAAGGAGCUCCGCGCCGUGCGGCAGUGCCUCCCAGAGGUGGCACGGGCCACGGGGCGCCUGCGCGAGAACGGGCAGGCGAUCUGGCUGAACGCGGACGUGCUUCCCGGGCCGGGGUGCCGGGGCAAGGCCCCCACGGUGCCGGCGGACGAGUUCCUGAAAGCCGUGGCGGACAGCUGCCCCGGCGCCCCGCUCAGCCUCGGCUGGAGCGUGUACGCCGUCGCGCGGGACUGCUACUCGCAGGCCGACUGCGACGCCAUGGCCCGGCUCUGCGAGGCUGGCCCGGCCGGUGCGGGGCGCAGCCCGGUGGUCUUCGCCGCCUGCGCGCGCCUCGCGGCGCGCGGCCCGCAGCCGCUGGUGGGACUGCUGCGGAGGGUGGAGGGCAGCCAGCUCCUCCUGUGGACGGGUACGCGGGAGCCCCCGGUGUCCCGGCGCUUGCUCGACGACCUUGGCGCCGUCUUCCGGCAGGCUGGCCUGGAGGGGCGCGUCGGCUACGAUUGCGCGGUGGCCGCCUCCGGCUUCGCCACCUUCAAGGCAGAGCUGACGGUGGCGCUGGCGCGGGUGUGCUUCUGCGUGUGAGCGUGGGGCGCUCCACGAGGGCAGGCUCCUCCUCCCGCCCUCUCCUCCCUCCGCCUUAUCCUCCUCCUUCUCCAUCUCGUUGCUCGUCAUCCUGCGCCUCCACUCCCUCGGCGCGGCCGCUCGUCGCGGCGUGCGGGCGGCGGCCGCGAGGAUCCUAGGACGUCGGCGCGCGCUCGCGAGCGGCGUGGCCGGACGCUCGCCGCAGCGGCCGCGGCCGCCGCGGCAGCAAAACAGGCACGUGCGCGCGCUGUCGCGCGGACGCGCACGCGUCGACCUGAGCGUCGCAC
This is a messenger RNA of Prorocentrum cordatum, 1195 nucleotides long. Lineage: Eukaryota; Dinophyceae; Prorocentrales; Prorocentraceae. The record is from the annotation of a GenBank genome assembly.